GCUCUCUGAGGAACAGCGUCCGGAUGUUGGGACAGGAGUCAAAGGUCAGGAGGAAUGAGAGCACGGAUCUGAGCGGCUGAAAGGAAGCAGACGUUUUCCAGCAAACAUGGCGGCGCGAUGGAGGUCGGCGCUGCUCCUCUGCCUGCUGAUGGCGGCUUCCAGCCUGGCCAGCAGCGAAACCUCGGAGGCCUCCAGCAGCGGGAACGAGACGUCGGGGUCCGGGCACGAGACGCCGGCCAUCCAGACGCUGCCCAUCGUAACGUGGAAAUGGCACCAUGUGGAGACGCCGUACCUGGUGGCGCUUUGGGUCCUGGUGUCCUGGCUCUGCAAACUGGUCAUUGAGGCCAACCACAAUGUCACCAAUUUCAUCCCGGAGAGCGCGUUGCUCAUCGGCUUCGGCUUCAUCCUGGGCGGGAUGGUGUGGGGCGCGGACCAGGCCCAGACCUUCAAGCUCACCCCGACCGUCUUCUUCUUCUACCUGCUGCCGCAGAUCAUCCUGGACACCGGCUACUCCAUGCCCAACAAGCUCUUCUUCACCAACCUGGGCGCCAUCUUGGUUCACGCCGUCAUCGGCACGUGCUGGAACGCCGCCACGUUGGGGCUGUCGCUGUGGGGGUGCCACCAGGGCGGAGCCAUGGGCGACAUUGACAUCGGGCUGCUGCAGUACCUGCUGUACGGCAGCCUGAUGGCCGCCGUUGACCCUGUCGCCGUCAUCGCCGUGUUUGAGCAGGUUCACGUCAACGAGGUGCUGUUCAUCCUGGUGUUCGGAGAGUCGCUGCUCAACGACGGCGUUACGGUGGUGCUUUUCAACGUCUUCGACGCGUUCGUGUCUCUUGGAGGAAGUGCAAUCGAUGCUAAGGAGAUCAUCAAGGGAAUAAUUUCCUUCUUUGUUGUGGCGUUCGGCGGUUCCCUGUUGGGCUUUGUGUUCGGCCUGCUGAUAUCUCUGUUGAGCAGAUGCACCAAGAACAUCCAGAUCAUUGAGCCGGGCUUCAUCUUCGUCCUGGGAUACUUGGCCUACCUCACCGCCGAGAUGCUGUCACUGUCGUCCAUCCUCUCGAUCGUUUUCUGUGGCGUUUGCUGUCAGAAGUACAUGAACUCCAACAUGGACGAAAACUCCAUCCAAACAGUCCGUUACGCCAUGAAGGUCUUCGCCAAUGGCUCAGAAACCAUCAUCUUCGUCUUCCUCGGCAUCUCCGCCAUCGAUAAGACCAUCUGGGUCUGGAACACGGGCUUCAUCCUCCUCACGCUGCUCUUCAUCCUCAUCUACAGAUUCAUCGGUGUGUUUUUCCUCACCUGGAUCCUGAACAGGUACCGACUCGUCCCCAUAAGUUUUGUUGACCAGAUAAUUAUGAGCUACGGUGGCCUGCGAGGGGCUGUGGCUUACGGACUGGCAGUGAAUCUGAAUGAGGCAAAGAUAAAGGAGAAGAACCUGAUGGUGUGCACGACUCUCAUCGUCGUCUACUUCACCGUGAUUCUCCAGGGAGUGACGAUGAAACCUUUGGUUCAGUGGCUGAAAGUGAAGCGAGCCGCAAUCGCUGAGCUCACACUCAUAGAAAAAGUACAGAACAAGGUGUUUGAACACAUGCUGAUUGCUAUUGAGGACAUUUCAGGACAAAUAGGAGACAACUACAUGAGGAAUAAGUGGAGGAACUUCGAGGAGAAGUGGAUGUCGAGGCUGUUACUGAAGCCGUCUGAGAGGAAGAAGCAGGACCGCCUCUACAACGUCUUCCACCAGCUGAACCUGCAGGAUGCGAUGGAGUACGUGAAAGAGGGUGAACGCAGAGGCUCACUGGAGUUCAUCCGCAACGAAAGCGCGUUUGUUGACUUCAAGAAGAAGUUUGGGGAAGACUACGAAGAGGCAAUGCCAGACUUCAUGACGGAUAUGGCCAAUGAUCAGGGCGGAGCUUUGGCGAUGAGGAGCGAGCCGGUGCCGUCGGUCAGUUUGGAGCUGCAUGAGCAGAACAUGAGGGGCCUCAGAGAAGCAGAGGGCAUCAACUCUCACCACUUGCUGGACCAGCAUCUCUACAAAGGCCGGAAGCAGCACCGGUACCGCUUCAGCCGCAACCACUUGGACAUCAACCAGGAUGAAAACGAGGUGCAGGAGAUCUUCCAGAGAACCAUGAGGAGCCGCCUGGAGUCCUUCAAGUCCGGGAAGAUGGGCGUGGCGCCACCGAAGACCAUAACCAAGCACACAAAGAGAGAGCCGAAGAUGCCAAAACAGCACCACUCUGGAGACGAAGAUUUUGAGUUCUCAGAAGGAGACGGCGCUUCAGGCUACGAUGCUUCCUUCCCCAUGAGAGUCAGCUACAGAGCCGGAGCCGGAGUGGAGAACCCCGCCUUCAUACCGGACCUGGACCCCUCCUCGCCGCUGCACAUCCCCCCCUGGCUGGCGGACGCCGAGCUGGAGGUGAACCCGGUGGCGCCGUCGGAGCGCGCCCAGGUGAGGACACCCGGAUACCUCCACCGCCCUCAGACGAGAGGGCGGUCCGGUGAGUCCGUCCGGGACCAGGACCCGUCAACACCACCGCCCCCACCUUAUAGAGACGAUGACCACCUGUAGCGCCGCCACAGGAACAGGAAAUGACUUCAGACUUUGGAUGAAUGCCAGGAUGUCAACCGGAGGAUCAAGUGAAACUGUUUUGAGGAUGAACAGCUUCCUGCAGACAGUGCUUCUGGAGGUUCCUGUCUCUGAAUGUGACGCAGAGACCUUUGAAAAUGAAGUUAUGGUUUUAGGAGGGUUUAUGAUCAAAGGGACAUAAAUCAAAUCUAUGAUCUGAAUUUCAGUCUA
Molecule: messenger RNA, 2788 nt
Organism: Poeciliopsis prolifica (blackstripe livebearer)
Lineage: Eukaryota; Metazoa; Chordata; Actinopteri; Cyprinodontiformes; Poeciliidae
Product: sodium/hydrogen exchanger 3-like
Exons: 16
Coding region: 107-2560 (817 amino acids)
Biological process (GO): regulation of pH; sodium ion transport; proton transmembrane transport
Cellular component (GO): brush border membrane; apical plasma membrane
Molecular function (GO): sodium:proton antiporter activity
Source: RefSeq, a predicted model, not a curated record